Diabrotica balteata is the source of this 1545-nucleotide messenger RNA. Lineage: Eukaryota; Metazoa; Arthropoda; Insecta; Coleoptera; Chrysomelidae. The record is from the annotation of a GenBank genome assembly.
AUGACUUUAAAUUCUAUAAGUUAUGAGCCAAUUGACAUAUGUCCAAAACAAAAAGAUUUUAAAAUAUGCAUAAAAGAGAAUAUUUCAACUGGCUUUCGGAGGAAAUUCAAUUACCUCAACGUCUUAUACGAUAUUGCUCCACCUUUUGUCAUAAGUUCAACUGAAGGAAUUUAUAUCGAACUGUUACGUGUAAUUGGAAAACACUUAAAGAUUAAGAUAAAUUUUAUAAAAGUAAAGGAACGUACUAGUGGCAUUCGCAUUUCUUCAGAAUUUAUUAAUAAUAGUACGUUUGAUUUAUAUGCCGCUGUAUUCUCUUCAAAAUUUCUAGGCCAGCUUGAUUUAACUGAUAUUGAUUUAACUGUGACGUUUACAGAAGACAAAAUAGUCUUCAUAACACCAAUAGUAAUAUUUACAAACAACUGGAGCAUUUUUUAUGGAGAGUUCAAGAAUUCUGUGUGGAUAUGUUUUGUUGCGUUACUUAUAUCUCUGUCUUUAGUAAUUUUCUUAACAGAUUACUUAGUUCCUGAGAAACAAGACACUGAUAUUUUAUCUUUUCUCCUAUCUCUGCUUUUUGAAGGUACUGUUACUAUUCGUACCAGAAAGAAAUCUGUUAAGAUUAUUUUUAUAAACUAUCUUAUAUUUGUUUUGAUAUUUACCACUAUUUAUAAAAGCCAGAUGUUUGAUAUCAUAAGAAAAGAUAACCAAUAUAAUCCUAUUAAGAGUCGCACAGAUAUGCUGAAAUUUAAUUUUAAGAUAUGUGUGUCAAGCCCAGUUGUGCUUGAUGUUUUUAAACGAUCAAAAAAUCCCAUAGAACACUACCUUGGUUGGUCCAGUAAACCUGUAUACAAGGAAUAUUGGGGCUGCAUGAACGCGUCUGCUUAUGAGAAGAAUGCUGUAUCAUUUAAAUCGUUAAUACGUCUUAAAUAUAUAGAUCCUAAUGUAGAUGACGACGAAAACUUUUAUUCUCGCAUAAAUAUAUUAGAAGAUGAUUUUCAUUCUUAUGCAUACUUCAGAUUUGCAUUUAGAAAAGGACACCCACUGCUUGAGAUUUUUAAUAAAAAACUAACAAGUCUUAAAGAAUCUGGAUUUAUCCAAUACCAGCAUAAAAUAUACGAACGACAGUUUCAAAAAGCAGUGGCUGCGGCGCAGAUAAAACAUGCUUUUUACUUUAAAGCUCUUAAAUUAAGUACUUUACAAAGUGUAUUUUUUGUAUAUUUUGUUCUAAUAGUUAAUAAACUAAAUUAUUGGUGUGUAAUGGAUGAACUAGUAGAGCCCUCGAAUGGUCAAACAAGGAAAAAGAAAAUAAGUCCCGAGAAGUGGAAACGAAACAAAUCUAAAUUAGCAAGCUCUUUUUUAGUUAUCCAGAAUAAAGAGCGUGGAGGGAAUCUAGCUUUAAACUUCAUGAGCAUAGUGUACUUUGCAGAUGACGCCGCAACCAAGGUCGACCUGCAAAAAAUCAACGGUAUACCUUUAUGUGAAGAAAUGGUGUGUAUAAACUACCAAGAAGACUCUAAGGGAAGAGAUGGGGUCUCUGGAACGUCUUGA